Messenger RNA from Lineus longissimus, 838 nucleotides. Its product is annotated as large ribosomal subunit protein mL50-like. Bases 106 to 747 code for a protein of 213 amino acids. NCBI's taxonomy places the organism in Eukaryota, Metazoa, Nemertea, Pilidiophora, Heteronemertea, Lineidae. Gene Ontology annotation, cellular component: mitochondrion; mitochondrial large ribosomal subunit. The record is from RefSeq and is a predicted model, not a curated record. The transcript has 4 exons.
AUUCGAGGGCCUUAAAGAUCGCGACCAAGGCCGGUCCUUGGUGACCUGCCCGUUUCUGUCACAGUGACGGUGUCAUCAGAUUUUGAGGUCAUCACUAAUAAAUGUAUGCAAGCCGACCCACGGGAGUGUCGGACGGUCUUGCUUGUGGUAAACAGAGGAGGAUAUUUUUCAAGAAAAGGUGAUAAAGCCGACACUGAAAAUGACUCUGCUCUGAAAGUCAGGAAACAUCGUGAUACAAAUGAUGGGGCAAACCUUCAUGAUACAUUUCAAUCUCUUUCAAGCAAAAGUUCUGUUAAGACAAGCCGAUCUUACGUGCCACCAUCAGACUUGAAGGAUAGAAUGGCAGCAAUAACUGCUGAGAUCUGUGGCAAGGAAUUGAACUGGGCUGAAGCUUCUAUUGAACAACCAAUUCUCAAAUUCAAAGUUUUAAGCAGAUUUAUUCAAGACUUCAAACACAAUAUACCGAGCUCUCAGAUGUCCUCUAUGAAAACUGUUGGUGAUGCAUUGGAUUACUUUCGAACUGAAGUUCAUGAUUCGACGGCUGUUCAGGACUUGGCAAAACUGCCACAAUUGCCAAAAAAUCUUCAUAUUCAGCAAAAUCCUCACAGGUUUGACCCAGAGACAGAUACCUUCUUUGGUGGUGUGACUGCUUUUCCUAAACGUGAUACUAUUGUGACAGGACUGAAGACAAAGAAACUUUAUAAGGGUGUGAAGGCAAAGAAACAAUGGUAUGAUUAUAUAGAAUAAGUAAAGGAGUUGUUUUGUGGAAUGUAUUGUUUGAACAAGGAUUAUCAUCAGAAUAAAAUUUGAGCCAUGCUUGUUGUGUGGAAACAAAGUA